Dreissena polymorpha is the source of this 3543-nucleotide messenger RNA. RefSeq lists its product as uncharacterized. Gene Ontology annotation, molecular function: protein binding. The record is from RefSeq and is a predicted model, not a curated record. The transcript is spliced from 15 exons. NCBI's taxonomy places the organism in Eukaryota, Metazoa, Mollusca, Bivalvia, Myida, Dreissenidae. Bases 240 to 2672 code for a protein of 810 amino acids.
CUCUUUGUUUGUUGUUUUAUGUGCUUUUUAUGAUUUAAUGAGUGAAUUGAAUAUAUAUUUACAUAACCAUUUUACCGGUUAAAAAACAAAUGAUGGACUUUUUCACAUUAUAUUUGUAUCGGAAAAUUUAACUUUCAGUGAGGAUUGUUACGCCGAGCUUACUCGACACGAUGGUUUAGUAAACGGGAGGCUACUGUUUUAAUUUAUCUCGAAUCGCAGUUUUCGCCUAGUAGUAAAACAUGAAACGUAGAAGUAAGCUUUCUUCUCAGAAUAAGAAAAUUGACAUCAAAAGCAGUGGUGAAGAUGAAUUCUCAGGGAGAUCUGGACAAAUGGAAUUUGACCUAAAUGCUGAUGUAAAAGCCAAUGAAAAAAGACUCAAACAUAGCUUCAAACUAUGCCUCCUGGGUCUAGUGAUUAUUAUCGCCAUAUAUAAAUUCCAUAUGAUUGGGUCUUUGUCGAAGACGAAUGUAGAUGAAAUUGUAAUAAAUCAGACUGAGACUGGAUGGAAAAGGACAUUUAAAAACCGACUGUUUGGAGGUGCCAACGUGAUGUUUGAUGUCGAUGAAGAUGGCAAACCGGAUAUACUAAGCGGAGCGGGAGACUUGAUGACAUAUAACGAAACGUUAUUCUGUAUGGAAUCGAAUGACGAUGACACGGCUGGACAAUUUUCACACUUCCAUGACCUGUGCAAAGACUUCAAUCUGACCUAUCCAUGUAAAGCAGUGAUAUUCGCCGUGAGGGGUUAUGAUGGAAAGCUAUUGUGGGAAUUGCCAGUCAGGUCAAUACCUCUGUUCUUCAACUGUGAAGACGUUGAUGUUAAUCAGGAUAAUAAAACUGACUGUAUUGUGUCGGGCCGCUCUGGGACGUUGAUGGCAUUCGAUCCCAGAAAAGGUAAAACGUUGUGGAUGUCUGAACCACAAGAUUUCAUAAAAGCCAACUGGAAUGUUUACCGAGUUGUUGCCAUUGGUGACUUGGACAAUGACGGUGUGACGGAGCUGCUGGUUUCAAACGGUGGAAAUCCCGCGAAAACCGCCGAGGAGACUGACCGAGACCCAGGCAGACUUCUUGUUGUUUCCGGAGCAGAUGGCAAACCAUACGGUAGACGUUAUCUGAACAUGCCCAAUAGACGCGAGACCUACAUGAGUCCAAUUCUGUACAAGCCAUUUCAUCACUACUAUAUCCUGUUUGGAAGUGGCGGGGAAUCAAUCUCUGGUGAUCUCAUGGGUAUCGACCUGACCGACUUUCUUUGCUAUACAUUUCCGAACCCUGAGUGCAAAGCAAGAAAUGGCAGCACAGACCCGUGGAAUCUCAAGGAAAAGAAUGAAGACAACAUUUUCAUUAUUUAUAGGGGUGAGAAGAAAGGGGUCAUGGUAACCCCAGUGAUCGUUGAUGCCAACAACGACGGUGUGCAAGAUAUCAUUCUGUCAAUGUUCGAAGGCAAGAUCGUGUUGAUUGAUGGCAAAACCGCCAACGAAGUGUGGACUACCCUUUACAAUGGCAUGGAGUCGUACAGCACCCCUGCUCCUGGUUAUUUCAAUAAUGAUGAUAUCUUGGACUACAUGGUCAAUUGGAACAAAGGCGCAUGGUUUACAUACUCGUCUGCUAAUGUGUCAAUAAUCAACGGCAAGGACGGGUCAAUCCUAUGGACCUUGAGUUCAGCCUACAUGCAGUUCAGCUCUUCGUUAGUUGCGUCAACCAAUCACAAACACAAGCAUGCGUUCGUGUUUCGACAGCAGGGCAGGGGGUCGGUCUUCCGCUGGACUCCUGGAGGUCAAAUACUAAGGCCUGGUGAAACACUGAACGACCUUAAAUUGCAUCUUUCAAUCAAGGACACUGAUUCAGAUAUGCAGAGACCACAUGACGACUAUGAAGUAGUCUUUCCAGAUGAACUGGAUAAGGACGAUCUUAAGCGCUUAAACAUGACCAGAGUGGAUUACAAACGCCUUAAAUACAAGCUUACCACGCUCACUUGCGAAGAUGAUGUUGACAGUUUCCGCGGCGAAGUCCUGAUGAUUGACAUAGAUAGUUUAAACUCCGCCUAUCGGAUUAUUGACAGGCCCAUGGAAAAGUACCAUUAUAAGGUCAAGAACAUCAACGUCGACCAUUUCGACUCCAAUACCCAUUUAGACUCCAAGUACAGAAGACCACUGCCCGUACAAGAAGGAGAUGUGGCUAGAUCAGCAAAAUCCCAAGGAUCUGGUGGUGGUCUGUUAACUGCUACCAUUACACCCAACACAAACUCAAAGCAAGAGUCCAGAAUUAGAAAAUGCAAGGGAUUGACACAGAUAAAAGGCCCUUUGGUGGAAAUGUGCUCAACCGAAGAACCUGAUCUAUUUAGUACUGGCAUGCUAGGAGAUUUUGAUGGUGAUGGAUUCCUUGACUACAUUGGCGUUUAUCUCCGCCAGUACCCUAAAUACAAUCGUAAAUACUACAAGGCUGGUGCUGACAUGGAUGUACUAAUGCAAAAAGUCAACGUGGAGUUACUGAUUUCAAAACAAACAUUGGAAAAGGUCCAUCUUAACGCAGUGACAGACAUGCAAGUUACCAAAGACCCCCAAUACACACCCAGUACACCAAAACGAUAUUUACCACCGACUGAACAACCAUGGACCCAGUUUAUGGGGAAAUCACAAGACAGUAUUUAUCAAAAAAAUAUCAGCACUAUUAUUUAAUAAUGGUUUGGUUGGUUUGACUUGUUUUGUAUAUUAUUACUCUGAUACAGUUAAUGUAGCGUUCUAUUUAUUUGCGGUAUCAUCAUUAUUAUUUUUAUUAACCGUUCGUUAGAUGCAAACGGUUUGUUUAGUUUGAUCAUUGGUCUAAUAGUCCGAGCUAUACUCCACACCCUUGCGUACAAGAUUAGUAUAUCAUGCAGGUUUCUACUUCCCACAGGUGCUUGAUCACUGACCAAGUUUCAUAACUCUGACCCUGAAUUGAGCAGUAUGGAAACCUUGCAGUGAAAUCUUUAACAUGUUUUCAGAGUCUUCUAACAAAAACUUAUGACUGUGAACCGUAUUUUAAUAUAAUUAUGCCACUUAAGUGUAUAUCUCUAUACUUUGUCUAUACCUGCUCCAGGUAUUGCACAGAAAUUUGCCCAUAUGUGUUUAUGGUAUUUGAAAGCAUUCACUGAAAAAAAACUCUAACCAAGAUCUUCGAUUCUCUCGGAUCGUCAUGUAAAGUUAUUAACCAAGACUUUGAACUUUAAUAAUUCAGGUAAACGUUUGAUUACACCAUUCCUAUUUUUAAGCCCCAUUUACACUCACAAUCAACGAAAAUGUCGUAAAAUAUAAUCAGUGUUCCCAAUAGCAAUAUCCUAGAUGUGGUCUGGUAACAGAUAUUUAACAAUAUACAAAAUGCUCUAUUUUUAUUGUGCGUGGUACUAUAUUCAACAUAUGUUCAUGUCCCAUGUUACUGUUGUGUGUCGUAUGAAUAAAUAUUGUUGCGGGUAAUAAAAAUCGAAUAUAUAUAUAUAUUGUUCCACAAUCGGAGAUUGUGUGUAAUAUGUGCCUGAUCAUGGUAAUAUAAAAUAAAUUGUGAAACGAAAUA